Molecule: messenger RNA, 1356 nt
Organism: Passer domesticus (house sparrow)
Lineage: Eukaryota; Metazoa; Chordata; Aves; Passeriformes; Passeridae
Product: neurofilament heavy polypeptide-like
Exons: 4
Coding region: 56-1177 (373 amino acids)
Biological process (GO): axonemal central apparatus assembly; cilium movement
Cellular component (GO): axoneme
Source: RefSeq, a predicted model, not a curated record
AAAACAGUUAUGGAGCUCUGGACAGCUGGCAGAAACCUCUCCAAGCCCAAGGCUGAUGGAGUCUGGCAGGAUCCCAGCACUACAGCCCAUAGAUGAGCUUCACCCACCUCAAUUCACUCCCCAUCCACCAAAGGAGAUGAGAACAUGUUUGCAUUGCCCAGCAUCUCGAUGGAGGCACUUCAAGGCUGGAAAGCAGGAGGCAGCCACAGCCCUGACUGAAGAGCAGGAUUUGACCCAGUCUUCAGGAGCAGAGGCUUCCAGUAUCCUGCCAGUGUCAGGUGUGCUGCAGCCAGGAGAGAGCCAGCAGGUCUCCUUGCCCUUCUCUGGCCACCUCAACAGCAUCUCCAGUGCCACGGCGCUGUGCCACGUGGAGGGAGGCCCCAGCUCCGAGGUGCUGGUGCCCGGGGAGGCCUCACGUGCCAGCUGCUCCCCGAGCCCCCAGGAGAUCAACUGUGGCUCUGGGGCACCUCUCAGGGAGAGAAGGGAGCUGAAGCGGCCGGCUCCAAAGCUUGAGGAGGAGACAAAAGCCUUGGCGGAGGAAGAGAGGCAGAAGGAGAAAGAGAAGCAGAAGAAAGCAAAGAAGGGUGUCUCUGUGGGGAAGGAACCUCCAAAAGCAGAGAAGGGGAAAACCAAACCCCCAGAGAGGAAGGAAAGCAAGGCCCCAGAGAAGAAGGACACCAAAGCAUUAUUAGAGAAGAAGGAAACCAAAGCUCCAGAGAAGAUUGAAAAGAAACUCCCAGAAAAGAAAUACAAACCUCCAGAGAAGAGGGAAUCCAAAUUCCCAGAGAAGAAGGAAACCAAAGCUCCAGAGAAGAUUGAAAACAAACUCCCAGAAAAGAAAUACAAACCUCCAGAAAAGAGGGAAUCCAAAUUCCUGGAGAAGAAGGAAACCAAAGCUCCAGAGAAGAUUGAAAACAAACUCCCAGAAAAGAAAUACAAACCUCCAGAAAAGAGGGAAAUCAAAAUCCCAGAGAGGAAGGAAAGCAAAGCACCAGAUAGGAAGGAAUUGAAAAUCCUAAAGAAGGAAACCAAAUCUCCAGAGAAGAGAAGCAAAGCUCCAGAAAAGAAGGAAACCAAAUGCCCAGAGAGGAAGGAAAUCAAAAUCCCAGAGAAGGAAACCAAGGCACCAAAAAAGAAGGAACCCAAAGCCCCAAAGAAGGGGGAAGCCAAAGCCUGAAAGAAGGGAGGAACCAAAAUCCCAGAGAACCCAGCUGAGCUGGAGAAGAACUCUUUAUUUUAUUCACACAACUUAUUUUAUACAGUUUGACAAACCUAAUGUGCCACUUUAGUUAGUUAAUAGAUUUCUUAUUAUUAGUUAUGCCAGUUAUUAACAGUUGGAUAAUAAAAUAUAUUUUA